Molecule: messenger RNA, 1050 nt
Organism: Mytilus californianus (California mussel)
Lineage: Eukaryota; Metazoa; Mollusca; Bivalvia; Mytilida; Mytilidae
Product: fibrinogen-like protein A
Exons: 9
Coding region: 59-1012 (317 amino acids)
Source: RefSeq, a predicted model, not a curated record
GAUUUCGCGAUAUUAAGUACUUUGCAUCAAGCACUUGAGAAACAAACAUAUUAAAAAAAUGCAUUGGAUAUUGCUGUGUGCCUUGUUUUUAGCUGUUAAUUGUUCCAUAGAAACAGGAAAUAUAGAAGUGCGGAAUACUCGAAAAUCAUCAGAAGAAGAUUCCAGAGUAGACGAUAUUCUGCUUGAAUUACAAGGAAUAUGCUUAACUGAAAGGAAUGACAAAACUGCAAAAGAGCUUAAAAGGGAUACACAGACUAUUCUCAGUAAUAUGGCAGUGUACAAGGAUAUCGUCAAACUGAAUGCACAACUUAAGACUGAAAUUAAGUGGAUUCUAAAAGAACCACGUGGAGAAAAGCAAGUUUCAAGAAUAUUGAGAUUGAUAAAACAGGACGUCAAAGGAAUCUGUGGAAUGAAAUUAACGAAGGAUUGUACUGAGCUGAAGAAAUAUAAAUCAGAAUCUGGUGUUUACAAGAUAUAUCCCGACAAAUCUGAGGUCAAAGUUUAUUGUGAUAUGACAACAGAUGCUGGAGGUUGGACUAUUAUCCAAAGACGAUUAGAUGGAUCAGUUGAUUUCCAAAGAACAUGGACAGAUUACGAGUACGGAUUUGGGAAUCUUAACGGUGAAUACUGGUUGGGAAACAAACACAUUCACAGCCUGACAUCCAGUGAUAGAUAUGAACUGAGAAUAGAUCUAAAGGACAGUUCUAAUACGAAGAAGUAUGCUUUGUAUAAAACGUUUAUGAUAGGCGAUGCAGCGUCCAAGUACAAAUUGACAAUUGGGAGUUACAGUGGAAAUGCAGGUGAUAACAUGGCUUACCAUAAUGGAAUGAAGUUCUCAACGACCGACCAGGAUAAUGAUGAAUCUGGAGGAGUGUGUGUAACGACUGGGGGACCAUGGUGGCAUAAAAGCUGUAAAUACAGUGGCCUUAACGGGAAAUUCAACAACAUGUAUUGGUAUAAAAUUAGCAGCAACAUAGCCAAAACGUCAGUAAUGAUGAUACGAAAACUUUAAUUGUUUAUAAAAGAAAUAAAUCUACAUGCAUAAAUCAA